AUGGAGGAGUCGGAAGCGAAUGAUUUCUUUUUUCAAAUUUCAGAAGUUUCAAAUCCGGAGCUCAGAGAUAUAGGAGCUAAAAUCGUGAGAAAAUGUGGUUUCUUGCCCUUAGCCAUCAAACUGAUUGCAACAAACUUUAUAUCUCAAAAUAAGUCAGUAUGGAGGGAUACACUUCACCGCUUGAAUAAAAAUGAUCUCCAUAAGAAUUUGCAAAGUGACUUUAAUAUUCCAAUCGAGGAUCUAACAAGAUACGCAUGGGGGCUUAAGUUGUUGAACGAAGUUCCUACUCUAGGGAUCGCUAGAGACAGGACAAAAACAUGUGUACUCAAUCUCAAGAAUGCAAAUUUAUUAAUGGAUAGUGAUUACUCGGAGUGUGUCAAAAUGCACGAUCUUGUGCUUGUUUUUGUGGUAGCUAAAGUUUCUAAAGGCGAUCACCCAUGGCUCAUUAACCAUAAUGAUGUUUCAAAUUGGAGUAGAGCUGAAAUGAGCGAGUCUUGCAGAAGAAUCUCUUUGACAUGUAUGGGCAUGUCAAAGUUCCCGGGAGACUUUAAUUACCCAAACGUGUCCUUAUUGAGACUUAUGAAUGGCGAUGAAUCACUUAAGUUUGCUGAAGAUUUUUAUGAGAAAAUGGAAAAUCUUCAAGUCAUGGCAUGCAUCCGAUAUUUACCAUCUGCAAUCGGAAAUCUAGUGAAGCUAAAGCUAUUGGAUUUAACAGGUUGUAUUGAUCUCCAUAUCCAAGAAGGCGUCUUGAAAAACCUGGUCAAGCUUGAAGAGCUUUAUAUGAGGGUUGCUAACAAAAAGGGCAUCAGAUUCACAGAUAUAAAUUACAAGGAAUUGGAAGAACGUUCCAAGAAUCUUUCUGCAUUAGAAGUGGAGUUCUUUGAGAACAACCCCCAGUCAAAGAAUAUGUUGUAUAAUAAACUCGAAAGCUUCAAGAUAUCUAUGGGGCGUUUUCUAGAAGGAAUUAGUGGCAAAAAUAAGCACUCAUCUGAAAACACGCUGAUGUUUGAGGUUCCUACCAAAAAUAUAUUGUUGGAAUCUGGUAUAAAUGAGUUGUUUUCAAAAACAGAAAGUCCUUUGUGUUUCUUGGUGUACCGAAAUGAGAUACCUCUUUAUGAUCCCGGUAGCAAGUGGUCUGGUGAAGCUUGA
Erigeron canadensis is the source of this 1149-nucleotide messenger RNA. RefSeq names its product probable disease resistance protein At1g15890. The transcript has 4 exons. Lineage: Eukaryota; Viridiplantae; Streptophyta; Magnoliopsida; Asterales; Asteraceae. Bases 1 to 1149 code for a protein of 382 amino acids. The record is from RefSeq and is a predicted model, not a curated record.